UCGACCCUGUGGAUACUGGUGAUAUUUAUAUGCCAAUGGUGCCUGUGCAACGUGAUAUUGACAUCUAGGAUGGAUUAUGGAAACGUAUCAAGUGGGGCUGCACCUCUUUGACUGGACGCUCAGCUGGGAUAAUCAUUGAGUGAACUCAGAAAUGGGCAGUGGUGGAGUUGGUGAGAUACCAACAAUAUUUCAUCCUAGAAGAUCCAGAGCACCCAGUAUAGUCCUUAGCGAGGAUCAACGGAACAACGGUCCUUACGCAAGUCCUGUGCAAGUCGUUCUAGACACAUCUGGUUGUGAACAGCAAGGUUGCAGUACAGCAGUAACAUGUGGUGAUUCUGGAUCGAGCUGUAGGUCAGUAGAAACAACUGGCUCUGGGGUUGGCAGCGGUGGGGGUGGUCCUGGAGGUCCAGGUGGAGGUGGUCAGAUACAAGGACAAAGUCAAGGUCCAAGUACACCCUCGUGCCUCAUAAGUAACCCUGCCGUUAAUUACCAACAUCCACAAAGCUCAUCAUCCUCCUGCUACGCGUCCUGCUGUGCGGAAUCCGCCAAAAAGAUAUAUUUUGGAGUAUGUGUUACUAUAUGUGUAACUGCUAGCUGGGUCGGUGCUACUCACUGUAUUAGAUAUUUAUUCUUUCGCAAACCAGAGAGUAUUGAGUAUUCGCCAUCAUUGAAUUCAUCAGUGACUGGACAUCCUCAUCACCAUGUGCUUCCAUACAAUGCUCCGUUCUUCACAACGUGGUUUUGUACAAACUGGGCUGUACUGUACUUCCCAGUGUACUUUAUCUGCAGAGCUGCUAGGACCAAGUGCUCUAACCCCUCGGAAAUCGUUGCGGAAAGUCUGCGAGGAUUUCGAGAUAAAGGCUUCACUGGUGGACGCUUCUUGACCAGGUGCAGCCUCUUCUGCGGACUCUGGGUUGCCACUAAUUACAUGUAUAUUCAUUCUCUGAGAAUUUUAUUGGCUACUGAUGUUAUGGCACUCUUUGCCACCAACGUGUCCUGCGUCUAUCUUCUGUCAUGGGUCAUUUUGCAUGAACAGUUUGUUGGUGUAAGGAUAGUAGCAGUCAUUCUGUGUGAUACCGGAAUUGCCCUCUUAGCUUAUAUGGAUGGCAUCACAGGAAGUCCAACUUUGGGUGGAGUCGUUUUGGCAGCUUCUGCUGCUGCAGGAUCCGCCGUUUAUAAGGUCCUGUUUAAGAAAGUUAUAGGCGAAACGACGUUUGGUCAGGUGUCCUUAUUUUUUUCACUCAUCGGCUUGUGCAAUGCUGCAUUACUGUGGCCCGUGUGUUUGGCUCUGUACUUCUCGGGCGCAGAAAGUGUUCAUUGGGCGAGAUUACCAUGGGCAACAUUACUUGCAGCCAGUAUUUUACAUUUAGUUGCUAAUAUGCUGGGCAACUUCAGUAUCGCAUUGACCUAUGAUCUCUUCAUCACCCUGGGAUUAAUCACAGCUGUACCAGUAUCUGCCGCCCUGGACGUGGUUCUGUAUGGAGCCCAUUUUGUGGGAAUGAAGUUGGCAGGGAUGAUCCUCAUUGCUGUUGGAUUCUUCCUCGUGAUGUUUCCGGAUAACUGGCCCGAUUACAUAACGAGACUACUUCGAAACAUAGUCAUCAUGAGUCACAGUACAAGAUGGAGCAGGAGACACAGGCACGGGGUGCCAGGCGGUACAUCACGUGACGUAAUUGAUUAUCGUACCGGAUAUAUAAAGUCGCAUCUUCGUUCGCCUUCCGGAAGGGUUCGGUGACCGAGUCCAUUGUUGUCAUCUUUCACUAUCAAAUGCAUAGCCGAUCUUGAUUUCUCGAUGAUCUGGUCCACGUCUAGUGAAUUAGGUAGCGCGAGUAUGUUUAAUAUAGAGAUGAAAAUUGACAAUAGAGUCAGAAUUAUAUCAUAUUGUCAGCCGCUGCUGUGCGGUGGUCUGAGUCUUCUUGUUAAAUGUACACAGGAGAUUGAAUUCUUCUUGACAUAUUGUUCAGUCAAUGCGUUUCCGGAAACAGGGAUGAUCGACGUUUAUGAUGAUGGCUGAGGAAAUACAAGGACAUAUUUAUAUGAGUUGAUACAAGGUGGUUGUGAAAAUAUAUAGCUACAAUAUCUCGUAACUUUUCAUGACGUUAUAAUAAGAGUACAAUUCUGUCGAUUUUCUUCAAUUUUUUUAUAAUGUAAUAGCGACCUUCGAUCAAAGGACUUAUUGUUUUUUUAAUGGAAACGUUCUAUUCUGGAACAGCCGGCUAUUAUUUGAAGACUCGAAUUCGUACCUGUGCAUGCAUAGCGAAUAUUAUGUUUAAAUAAGGGAUGCAAGAUUUCAGUAAUUAACCCCUUCGACGGCACUGACGCUAUGUGGCGUAAUGUCGUUCUUUUCAGUAAAAUAUUGGAUUCAUUUUGAAUUUUAGAAUUUUUACUUCGAAUUUGUAUUUAGCGAACCCAAAAAUACCUUAGAUUCCAGUUGUUGAAAUUCAGUUACAUUUUUUUUGUCCACUGGAAUACAAACUGAUUCAAUUCUGUUUGUCGUCGAAGGGGUUAAACGCAAUUUUCUCAGUUGUGUGCCAGGUGUCGUAUGUAUCUUAUUAUUAGACAAUUACAAGACUCGUAAAUAAUCUUAGGGAGACUUGUAAUUGAUAUUUAGUACAUUUUAACGUACAACCAUCUAAAAAUAAUUAAUUUGAAUUGUUCAUCAGGUGUUCAUAGUCGUCAUUUAAGUGUAAUAAGAUUAUUCACGAUUUCUUACGUUGAUGAGGAGAUUCAAAAAAUGUAUUGCUCAUUCGGAUUAUAAAUUUUAUUAUGUUUCACAGAUUUGGAAUAGUUAAAGAGAAAUACGUGUUAUUAACUAAAUACAUUAUAGUUAAGACUACACGCGAAGUAACAUCCUAUAUAUAUAUUAUUUUUCUCAAAGAUAUAUUCUCAACGGUUAUAAUAUUUCAAUAUAGCUGUCAAUUAUCCGACAAGAGACUAAUGCGGGUGUUAUUAUAUUUGUCAGUAUAAAUAUCGUUACUCUAGUGUAUCUCAUCGAGUACAAGAAUAUACGUGAUUCAUCGUUAAAUAUCUAAGGUGGAUUCUAGUUAUGGUAAAACUAAUUUAUUAUGAGAGAAAAUCGAACUUGAACAGAAACUGAUUAUCAUUAAGAUGAUAAACAGGCAUGGUCGGUAGGUAUGAACACUCACUGCCAUACCGCGCCCUAUGAAGGUAAGGACCAAACACUUCAAUAUAGAAAGGAGGAGUCAUUCCCCUCGCAGCAAGAAGGCUUAGACAGAGCGUGGAGGGGAAACGUGAAAUUAUGGAACACCUCUUUAAGAAAAGUUGACUGUAUUACCGUAUCAGACCUUGUGGGAGGAAUAAGUGAAAGGUGUUUCCAGUACAUGUUCGUGAUUUUAUCUCGCGACUUCAUUCCUGCUGAAGACAGUACGGGCGUACUAUCUGAAUU
Messenger RNA from Cephus cinctus (wheat stem sawfly), 3406 nucleotides. RefSeq names its product putative thiamine transporter SLC35F3. NCBI's taxonomy places the organism in Eukaryota, Metazoa, Arthropoda, Insecta, Hymenoptera, Cephidae. The transcript is spliced from 11 exons. Gene Ontology annotation, biological process: transmembrane transport. Gene Ontology annotation, cellular component: membrane. Bases 152 to 1735 code for a protein of 527 amino acids. Gene Ontology annotation, molecular function: transmembrane transporter activity. The record is from RefSeq and is a predicted model, not a curated record.